AAACCCAAAAAACCCUGUUUCUUUUUUGUCUUAAACCUUCCUAGUUUAGCUCCUAAAUACACUCUUCAUUCUUUUUUCUCUCUCAAACUAAAACUGCCCAAUGCUUGAUCUUUUUUAGUGUUUCAUUGGUGGGUCUCCUGGAUUUCUUCAUAGUUUGUCUCCCUCUUUCUCUUUCUCUUGCUUGUGGCUUUGAGAGUGUGAGAGAGAGUGUGUUUGUUUGUUUGAGUUGAAUAAGAAGAAGAAGAAGAAGAUCUGAGAAAGGUUUUUGAGAGUGAAAGAGAUGGGGGUGGAUUUGAGGCAAGUUGUGGCUGGGAUUCUUACACUCACAAUGUUUGUGAUGCUUGGGAAUAUGAUUAAGAGAGACCAUUUUGAUUCUGUGGAAGAAAAAUUCCCUGGAGAUCGGAGUGUUUUGGAUAAUGCAAAGAAUUCAAAGGAGGGUCUCGUUACUCUUGCAGAACCAGGUAAAGGGCCUUGGCAAGCUGAUGUUGAAGAGCUAAAACCAUGUUGGUCAAGGGCACUUUUAGAUGAUGUUGAGGACACAGAUGGGUAUGUCAUUUUCUCGUUAACCAAUGGCCCUGAAUACCAUGUUUCACAGAUUGCGGAUGCAGUUGUAGUGGCAAGAUAUCUAGGAGCGACUCUUGUUCUCCCUAGCAUUAGAGGAAGCAACCCGGGUGAUGAGAGGAGCUUUGAAGAAGUUUAUGAUGUUCCUAAGUUUGUGAAUAGCCUGGAUGGGGUGGUCAGAGUGGCAAAAAAGCAGCCUGCCAGCUUAUCAACAAAGAAUCUUGCAGUUGUGAAGGUCCCUAAUCGGGUUACAGAAGACUACAUUGCAGAACAUGUUGAACCGGUUUAUAAGAAAAAGGGCAACAUUAGGCUGGCCACUUACUUCCCUUCAGUAAACAUGAAAAAGACAGACAAAAAGAGCAACAGCAAUUCAGUUGCAUGUUUGGCAAUGUUUGGAACUUUAGAGUUGCAAUAUGAGAUUCGUGAAGUGGUUGAUUCAAUGGUUCAGCGGCUAAAAACUUUGAGUCGGAAGUCAGAUGGCCAAUUUGUUGCAGUGGACUUGAGGGUUGACAUAUUGCAGCAAAAAGGUUGUCAAGGAGAUGGUGAAGCUGAAGCUAAAAGUUGUUACAAUGCACAAGAGGUAGCUUUGUUUUUGAGGAAAAUUGGAUUUAACAAGGAUACCACAGUCUAUUUGACUGAAUCGAAAUGGGACAGCAGCCUAGAUGCUCUGAAGGACAUCUUCCCUAAAACUUAUACUAAGGAUGGAAUAAUACCUGCAGAUAAAAAGUCAAAGUUCCUGGAUUCAGAGAGUUCAGAAUUGGAAAAGAUUAUUGACUUCUAUGUGUGUUCUCAGAGUGAUGUAUUUGUUCCUGCAAUCUCUGGCCUCUUUUAUGCAAAUGUGGCUGGUAAGAGAAUUGCUACUGCUAAGACCCAGAUACUUGUACCAGCAGACAUUUCGGUUUCCUCAGCUUCAGCCACGGAUUUUAUCACGCAUUAUGUCUCAAAGAAGAACCAUUUGGCUUAUUCAUGUUUUUGCUAAUCUCUGUGUGAAAAAAAAAAAAAAGAAAAAAAAAAAAAAAAAAGAAAGAACUUGAGAAAGCAUGGCAUAUGUGCUCUUGCCUUCAAAGAAGGUCUGGCUUCCUUUUUCACCUUAGUCAAACAUUUUGGGUGAGCAGGUAGACAAGUCAAUAUACACUCCAAUUUGUGUUUGAAGAACCCUAACAGAAGAAGUAUCUCUAUUUAAGGUGAUAUUUAAAGACAGUUCAGUGAUAGGAAUAGAAGUUUUGAGCCUAUCAUUGUUUAAUAUGUUCAAUAUUUUCUGCAGAACAACGUUUGCCUAUAUUUAUUCUUUGUACUAUUGUUGUCAAAAUGUUUUCCAUUUUUGGGUGAAAAUGUUUAUUUCCAGCAUUUGGGUAUGCUAUUCCCUCUUGAUAUUUUAUUAGUUCCUAUUCAAUA
This is a messenger RNA of Ziziphus jujuba (common jujube), 1956 nucleotides long. Its product is annotated as protein MANNAN SYNTHESIS-RELATED 1. The transcript has 6 exons. NCBI's taxonomy places the organism in Eukaryota, Viridiplantae, Streptophyta, Magnoliopsida, Rosales, Rhamnaceae. The record is from RefSeq and is a predicted model, not a curated record. Bases 281 to 1540 code for a protein of 419 amino acids.